This is a messenger RNA of Sorex fumeus (smoky shrew), 743 nucleotides long. Its product is annotated as torsin-1A-interacting protein 2. The transcript has a single exon. The coding region runs from base 220 to 615 and encodes 131 amino acids. The record is from RefSeq and is a predicted model, not a curated record. NCBI's taxonomy places the organism in Eukaryota, Metazoa, Chordata, Mammalia, Eulipotyphla, Soricidae.
GGGCUGUAGGCGGUGGCAGAGACUUGAGCGGCCACUGAGUGAGACGCGGCCCCGCGGGGGUCGUGAAGAUCCGAGGCAGAGGGACCGCAGCAGAGUCAUGUCGGGACUGGGGCGUCGCUAAGGCCCGCCCUGCCGCGGGCCCCUCCGAGUCGCUCUGUCACGGUCCCCACUGCCUUGUCGCUCUCUGUGUGUGUGUGCGCGCGCGCCCCCGCCGGCCCGAUGUUCUCCGAUAACUCCCACUGCCCCGACUGCGGCCAGCAGUGGUUCCCGAGCCUCGAGCUGGGCCACUGGCUGUACCAGACGGAGCUGGUGGAGAACGAGUGUUACCAGGUCUUCCUCGACCGCAUUAACCGGGCCGACUACUGCCCCGAGUGCUACCCCGACAACCCCGCCAACCGCAGCCUGGUCCUCCCGUGGUCCUUCCCCCUGGAAUGGGCGCCCCAGAACCUCACCAGGUGGACCUUUGAGAAGGCCUGCCACCCCUUCCUGCUGGGGCCCCCCCUGGUGCGGAAACGCAUCCACGACUCCAGGCUGGCCGGGCUCAACCCCGCGCUGCAGCUGGUCUUGACCAGGACGGACAAAACCUUGAACAAAAAGUUGGGCCAGAGCAAAUGAGUCUGUGCGCGACCGGUCCCGGCCCCGGAGCCGUCUCGGGGCUGGGGGCAGCUGGGGAGACGGUUCCUGGCGGGAGGAAGGCCUGUCCGCGCACGUGCGGGGACUGUCCCCAUGUGGGUGGCACAGCU